AAAUGCACAUGCUUUGAAUACACAAUUGUUGCCCGGCAAAAUGUUGGACGUAACCGUUACCAGUCCUAGUUUUAUCGACAUGGACAUGUUUGACCUCUGGAUCGAAGGCUUUUCCAUUCAGGAGGCACGGGUCAAACUACAAGCUAUGCCUCAUGCAGAAGAAUUUUCCAUGUCACCGAGUCUGCUGGAAAUCCACAUUCGUGACCACUACUCACAGUUCGCCGUCCUCGAAGUUGGCCUUCGUCAUCCUGAUUCUUUCGUUCAAGCUUGUGCUUUUAAUCAGCUGUCUGUUUCGAUUCGUAAGCAGCUGAUUCAGAAGUACUAUUCAGUUGAUGAAAGACUUCUCCGUGAAUUGGUCGGCCGUAAACUGACGAACAAAACCAGACGUGAACUGUCGGAAAUCACCGAACGAUGUGAACUCCGUCUACCUAGCUGCAAACGACAAUUUGAUAACCUGCUUUGUGUGGUGCGUCGCACCGAAGACUUGCCCGGCCGCCUGGUGGACAAUAUCCAAGCUUUGUUCCUUCUCCCACCGUGGCUUUCUGAGUUCUACGCAGCUGUCGUAUUUAUUAUUACUAAUCGGUUUGAGGUAUCAAAACGAAGUCUUUCCUACAUUACCUUCGGUGAUCUUACCUACUGUGCCGGACAGCUGAUGGCUCAUUGGUCUGUUUUGGCCAAAGACUUGAAAGACGAUUCGUCAGGCGUUGACUUGGAUCUACAAUUUUUCCAUGAUAUCAAAGAAUGCAAGCCGCUGGUGGAGAAAAAAGACUAUCUGGAUCGACAUAAAUCAAUGGUGAUUCGUACGCUACAAGAAAAUAAGGAGAUCAAAAUUUUGCCAACCGUGGAGAGCAAUUUUAAGCCGAUCUCCAAAGCUAUUGUCACAAUCGCCUGUGGUCUUUCACAAGCAAGAGAAAUGCAGGACUUCUUCCUGGACAUCGUGGAGAAAAUUGUUGAACUCAUGCGUGGUUUGAGGUGGUCUACACGAGACGUGAGGCUUUUCUUUGAGGCUUACGCAACAACCGCCACGCUUCUUCCUCUUGCCAAAUCCGUGUCUUUCAAACCCAUUUGGACCCGCUUCAUUGUACCUUUCGCAAGCUGCGUUGAACAGUUACAUCACGAAUGAAUCAAUCAAAUGAUACAAGCACGAACUAGUCACUGAUUCGUUCCCAUUUGUCGUUCCUUCUUUUUGUAAAUUGAUAUGAUCAAACAGAAGUUUUUGC
Molecule: messenger RNA, 1220 nt
Organism: Opisthorchis viverrini
Lineage: Eukaryota; Metazoa; Platyhelminthes; Trematoda; Opisthorchiida; Opisthorchiidae
Exons: 9
Coding region: 41-1123 (360 amino acids)
Cellular component (GO): nucleus
Source: RefSeq, a predicted model, not a curated record